Molecule: messenger RNA, 1944 nt
Organism: Grosmannia clavigera kw1407
Lineage: Eukaryota; Fungi; Ascomycota; Sordariomycetes; Ophiostomatales; Ophiostomataceae
Exons: 2
Coding region: 1-1944 (647 amino acids)
Source: RefSeq, a predicted model, not a curated record
AUGGAUGGUUUUGACUUUAAUGCAGAGCCACUUGCGGAAGAGUCAUCUUCAGGGGAUGACGGAUUUGCGGAGAGCCACGCGAUAUUGGUGAACAGCGACAGCGAUGACGACAGUGACGGCAACAGCGGCAGUUCGGAGGAGAGCGAGCUGGAUGAGGAUGAAUUGGCGUUUGCGAGGCACCAUCUGAUUGAGUGGGAGGCGAUGGAAUCUGACGAUGAGACAUCUGAAUUCUCGGAAAAAACCGACCCCGACAACUACACCGAGUACUCAGUGAGCGAUGACGACAACGAAGAGGAUAUGGGCACCAACUCGAGAGACGAUAAUACAUCUGGCGGUGGCGGAAAACACGGACGUGGGGCUGGGCUGGCGGCAUUCCCACUGUUCACGCAACUUCCGGCUGAGCUGCGCUUGCGAAUCUGGGAGCUGCAUUGCCCGGACCUGCUGGAGCAGGUCAGAGUAUUCGAAAUGCGCCUUGAACGCGGCGGACGUCUAGCGAUGGGCCAGUCGAUGAUUCGGAAAGGUCGACCGCUGCGCCGAUUUAUGAGAAUCUGCCAGGAGACGAGGGCACGAGGCUUGCAGACGGUGCCAGACGAGCUGCCGCUGGGAGUGUACGGCCGGGACAGUGGCGUGCACCGAUUUCACGCGCAGUCGGACAUAUUGCACUUCAACUUCGAGGAGACCGGGGCCAUACCGAGGACCGGUCUGUACGACAAUGUACGCAACAUUGCUAUGUUCGAUAUGGAGGUACGGUCACGUGGGCCUGGGGUUUACCACGACUACGUCCAUGGCCACAUUGUAUUGGGAAUCAUGUCGGAGGAAGACGUCUCACAUCAGAGGCCGUCAGAGCUACGACCAGCCGAGUUCUCCGAGGCACUUGAGAAGGCAUUUCCGCAACUUGAGAAUCUGUACGUGGUGGAGAAGGGCAUAGUGCAGUACCUAGAUCGGUGGGUUGGGGCGGACGACCACGAAACAUAUGAAAUCAACACCUAUGAACGGGACGAGUCAGGCCGCCGCCUGCCGCUUCGACUAAUCUACUGCUGGCACGCACCGCCACCAAAACGUCGCAUCUCCAGUGGCCAGACAGGGGCGCACGGCGAGGAAAAAUGCGAGGAGGGCUACAAAGAGGAGGCGGUGUUGAAUCACGUGUCGGCGCUGAAGGAGAGGGGAGUGCGGUUUUCACGGAUGCUUCUGUAUGAGGACGAGGAGGGCUGUGAGGUACUAUUGGAAAUGCGCACGCUAUGCGAGGGCGGGAAAUGGCCUGUGGCGGGUGAUGGGAAGCCAAGGGUCGACGAUCCACCAUAUUACGGAGACGAGUGGAUCGGGUCGGCUGACGACGAGUAUGAGAGCGAAGGGAUAGACGAUGAGGAUUCGGAGGAUAGUGAGGAGGAGGACAGUGAUGACGGCGAAGACGUGCAGGCUCUGGAAGCAAACUUUUCCAGUCCCGAGCCGGAGUUGGAGCCAGAACCAAGAACGAAGACAAACGGAGGGAAAGCGGCGUCGAACGCAUCGCAGGUCAGGGCUAAGAGACAGCGUCGUCUGGUCGUCUCGGACGACGAAGACAGUCAGGAGGAGGGAGAAAAGAAGAAGCAAGAUGAAGACGACGAAGACGACGAAGACGAAGACGGCAAUUCGUCGGAGACAGAGGUCGGACAGGACGCCAAGAAGCUGAGUCUCGCAGAGAGACUGCAGCUAAAUCGAUUGAACAAUCCGAUUUCGUCAGACGAAGACGAGAGUGACUCUGCAUCGGACAGCGAGGUGGAUGGCAGUGCAUACGGCGCAUUGGUGGAGAUGUUGGCCAAAGAGGGGGACGAGAGCGAGAGCGAGAGCGAGAGCGAGAGCGAGAGCGAGAGCGAGAGCGAAAGCGAAGGGGAGGGUAGCGGGCGAUGGGAAGAAGGAGAGUGGGGGGGUAUAGAUGAAUCCGGGGAGGAAGAUGAUGAGGACUGA